AUGCUGGAGUAUAUCAGUCUUGUGGCGCUGAAUGGGAACAAGUACGUGGUGCUUAAGGAGGUGGCACAGAUCUCGCCCGUGAUUAGACUGGCUCAAGGGUUUGAAGAAGGGCACACGGGGAGAGUGGAGUUGGACAUGGAGUGGGACGUGUUGGAGUGUAUCGUCAACUACAUGUACUACCACUAUAAGUAUAAGGAUGUCGAUGCCGGUGACGUUCCCGAGUUUCAUAUCCCAACCCAUUUGACGCUUGAUUUGUUGGUUGAAGCCGACUACUUGGAGUUGUGA
Diutina rugosa is the source of this 285-nucleotide messenger RNA. It is a transcript of the gene ELC1, whose product is annotated as elongin C. Gene Ontology annotation, molecular function: protein-macromolecule adaptor activity. The transcript has a single exon. The coding region runs from base 1 to 285 and encodes 94 amino acids. Gene Ontology annotation, cellular component: elongin complex. Lineage: Eukaryota; Fungi; Ascomycota; Pichiomycetes; Serinales; Debaryomycetaceae. The record is from RefSeq and is a predicted model, not a curated record. Gene Ontology annotation, biological process: ubiquitin-dependent protein catabolic process.